UACGAAACGCAUAUCUUUGAAAAAGAUACAUAUGAAUAGAUGUAUACAGAGCACUCCCCUAUAGCUUUUCUCGAAAAGGCAGAGCUAACUGUUCAACUCACUUUCUCUUUGUUUCUUCUUCCUCAGCUGCUCCUGCUACUUUCUUUUAUCUCUCAAACCCCAUCAAAAACUUGAUUUUUGUUUGCUAAUCUCAAGUUAUUAGCCAAAUUUGAGUUCAGCUCUUCAGUUUUCAGCCCAUGGAGUUUCUGAAAAUUUGAACUUUUUAGCUGGGUUUUGAAAUUUGUAAGCUUUUGUAUGAGUUGGGUUUUUGUAUUAAAGGGGUUUUCUGUUUGUUUCCUGAGAAAAUAAAAGAAAAUAAAGGCAGAAAAAAGCUGGGUUUCGUAGUCGAGGGGUUUUCUGUUUGUUUCCUGAGAAAAUAAGGAGAUUAAAAGGUUGGGUUUUUCUUGGAGCAGCCUAAGAUGGUUCGUGUGCAGUGGGAGAUACGCAUGCAGUUGUUGAUUGGGUUGAUGCUGAUUCUCACUGUGCCAGCUUCUGUUGCACUGACUGAUCCUCAAGAUGUUAUCGCAAUGAAUAGUUUAUUCGUUGCUCUAGGCUACCCUCCUCUUCCAGGGUGGCUUCUUGUUGGAGGAGACCCAUGUGGGGAUAACUGGCAAGGUGUUGGCUGCGUCUUCUCAAACAUAACAUCACUAAAUCUUAAUGGAGCCAACUUGGGAGGACAGUUGGGUGAUAGUUUGGCACUUUUCGGGUCCAUCAUAGAAAUAGAUUUCAGCAAUAACCAUAUUGGAGGGAGUAUUCCAACAUCUUUUCCCCUGACCGUCAGGAACGUUUCACUAUCAAAUAAUCAGUUCAAUGGAAGCAUCCCAGGCGGCGGUUUGUCAUCAUCAGCGCAGUUGUUGGAAUUGUCGUUAGACAAUAACCAUCUUAGUGGAGAAAUACCAGAUGCCUUUCAACCGCUCACCGUUUUGAAUAGAUUGGAUCUGUCUGGCAAUAAUUUAAGUGGUCAAUUGUGCCCCUCAUUGGCAAAUUUGUCAUCUCUUUCCACAUUGAACUUACAGAACAAUAACCUGGUUGGAACCCUUGAUGUGUUACAGGAUCUUCCCCUACAGGAUUUGAACAUUGAAAACAAUUUAUUCUCUGGGCCAAUACCUCCAAAGUUGCUUGGCAUUCCUAAUUUCAGAAAAGAUGGAAAUCCUUUCAAUACUACUAUUAUUCCAUCGCCUCUAUCACCAGCACCUUCGUUCGUAGCCGGGGAACCUACUUCUUCUCAACUACCUCGGCAACAGGCUAAUGGUCCUUCUUCGUCAGCAAUGCUAACUACUGCUAGAACUAGGAAAUUUUUUACAACUAAGACGGUGAUGUGGAUUGCUAUUGGGGGGAUUCUAGUAGUUAUUGUACUAAUUUUAUGUGUUCUAGUAAGAUGUUUCAAAGGAAGGAGACGGAGCAAGGAAGAAAAGAAGCAUGAGAUUAGUGCAUAUAAGAUCCCUAAAGUGAAUAAGAAUUACAGUGAAUCGUCACUUCAGGAAGGUGGUCAAAUGGAGAAAGUCCCAAAAGAGGCAGUUAUGAAACCAUUGGAUGACUAUGGAGUGGACAGCAACAGAGUGGUUGCAGUUCCAAAGCCACAAAAAGAAAAAAAUAUAGAGGUGGAAAGUUCUGCAGAAAGUUCGAUGUAUAAGAGGGAUCAUUCAAUUGACAUGACAGACGUGAGUGCAGAAUUUUUGCCACGACCACCCCCUCCCCCAUUUUUCCUUGCCAACAAGGACACUGCAAAUUUGGUUGGCCCUGCUAGAGUAACUACAAGCAGGAUUCCCAUGAAAUCGCUGGACCUAAGCUCUGUACAAGUGUUUACUGUUGGAUCACUUCAGCAGUAUACUAAUAGCUUCUCUGAAGAAAAUUAUAUUGGAGCAGGCAUGCUUGGCAGUGUUUAUAGGAUUACGCUUCCUGACCAAAAGAUUUUGGCUGUCAAGAAACUGGACAGUACAGCAUGCACACAGCAGAGCGAUGAGGAAUUUCUUGAUUUAGUGUCUAAUAUCUCUAAAGCAAAACAUGCUAAUAUCGUGAAACUAAUGGGUUACUGUGCUGAGCAUGGCCAACGGCUACUUGUGUAUGAGUAUUGCAGAAACGGGACUCUCCAUGAUGCACUGCAUACUGAUGAUGAAAUCCAUCAUAAGCUUACAUGGAGUGUGCGCAUCCGCAUUGCACUUGGAGCUGCAAGAGCUCUUGAGUAUUUGCAUGAGGCCUGUCAGCCACCCAUUGUGCACCAUAAUUUCAGGUCUGCCAAUCUUCUCCUUGAUGAGGAGCUUGAAGUACGUGUCUCGGACUGUGGUUUAGCUCCUCUGAUAUUGUCUCCCUCGAUGUCUGGGCACCUCCUCACUACUUAUGGUUCUGCUGCCCCGGAAUUUGACUCAGGAAGUUAUACUCACCAAAGUGAUGUCUACAGCUUUGGGGUUGUAAUGUUGGAGCUCCUUACAGGGAGGAAGGCCUAUGACAGGUCACGGCCUCGUGGGGAGCAAUAUUUGGUUAGAUGGGCAGUUCCGAAGCUUCAUGACAUUGAUGCAUUAUCAAGGAUGGUUGAUCCCUCUCUAAAUGGAGGAUAUACAAUGAAGUCUUUAUCCCGUUUUGCCGAUAUCAUUUCCUCCUGCGUACAAAGGGAGCCAGAAUUCCGGCCACGAAUAUCUGAAAUUGUCCAGGAACUCCUACAAAUGGUUUAAUCAGAGCCUCCAACCUCCAGCAAUCAAUCAAAUGAGGAUAAAUUCUUAAUCGGAAAACGUUUCAAGUCAGGUGGUGAGCUUGCCCGAGUUGCAAGUUAGGUCUGAAAGGGACUUUGGAGUUGUGUGACGGGUGAAGCAGCAGCAGCAUACUUUAGACCUCUUUUGACAUAAGUUAGUGUACUCAUUUGUUUUCUCUUAUCAAUGGGAAUGUACUGCUAAUGUAAUUUAUUUAUUUAUUUAUUUAUUUUUAACAA
Pyrus x bretschneideri (Chinese white pear) is the source of this 2962-nucleotide messenger RNA. RefSeq names its product protein STRUBBELIG-RECEPTOR FAMILY 3-like. Gene Ontology annotation, biological process: protein phosphorylation. The transcript has 16 exons. The record is from RefSeq and is a predicted model, not a curated record. The coding region runs from base 459 to 2708 and encodes 749 amino acids. Gene Ontology annotation, molecular function: protein binding; protein kinase activity; ATP binding. Lineage: Eukaryota; Viridiplantae; Streptophyta; Magnoliopsida; Rosales; Rosaceae.